CAGCUGUAACUGUAAUGCCCAGAUGCCUCGGCCAGUGAAGGUGGUGGCCGUUGGGGGACAGAGCUAUGUCAGUGCCAUCCUCAGAUUCUUCGUGGAACAGCUUGCCAAUAAGACGUCAGAUUGGCUCAACUACCUCCGGAUCCUCAUUGUGCCCCUGGGGUCCCACCCUGUCGCACGGUACAUGGCAUCUGUGGACAGCAAGUACAGCAGCCUGUUCCUUGACCAUGCCUGGACAGAGGUCUUCACCAAGACUGAGACUCCCACCACAGAUGCGCUGGAUGUGGUCGGACGGAUCAUGCAGUAUAUUUCAGGAGCACACGUUUCUCUCCAGCUCCCGAUAGCUGAGGCCAUGCUGACUUGCAAGCACAAGAGCCAUGAAGACGACUCCUAUCAGAAAUUUAUUCCCUUUGUUGGAGUGAGUAUUUCAACCCCAGACUCUUACACAGGCUUCAGGGAAGAGAGCUGCUCUGGAUCUGGUCACGCACUGUCAGACAGACACACACACACACAUACUUUCUCUGUCCUCUCUCUCUCAUACACUCACAUUCACACACACAGACACUCUCUCUCUACAGACACGAACGCGUUCU
Molecule: messenger RNA, 590 nt
Organism: Chiloscyllium plagiosum (whitespotted bambooshark)
Lineage: Eukaryota; Metazoa; Chordata; Chondrichthyes; Orectolobiformes; Hemiscylliidae
Source: RefSeq, a predicted model, not a curated record